GACCAUGAGCCUAAUAGAGAUGUUAAUUAUUCCCAUGCUCCCUGAAUGCAACAUCAACCACAGGACAAACAUGGCGACGGGCUUCAGCAUGGCAGCGAGAGUAGGACGCGCUGCACUGACUGUGUUGAAGCCGGUGGCUCGACACUACUCAAGGCAAAGGAGCAGCGUUGUCAUUCCGCACCGCUUCUGUCACAGAGCCCGCAGCAGUUUGUACGAGCAUGUCCGUGAAGGCUACAGUGACAAACCAGAGCUGGACAUGACAUUAGUGUGUGAGCACACUGACUCGGUCAUAGCUAAUGUGGAGAGCAGGAAAGGAGACCUGCGGGGGGAGGAUGUUCGGAACAUUGUGUGUGUGUGGCAGCAGCUCCAGGCGGUGAGGAAAGAAAUCUCUGAGCUGGAGGAGCAGAAGAAACACAUCAGUGAAACAGUCAAAGCACUAGUGGUCAAGAAUGACAAGAAGACUCUCACCAGUCUUCCUGAGUACAACCAGGCUCUGCAGAGGGGUCGAGACAUCCGCAACAGACUCAACCAUCUCACCGCCAAAGAGACUGAGCUGGACCAGGAACACUACCUACGAGCGCUCCGGCUACCCAACACCACACACCCUGAUGUGCCAAUUGGAGAUGAGAGCCAGGCGACGGUGGUGGAGCUGGUUGGACAGAAACCAGAGUUUGACUUCAAGCCCAGAGGCCAUGUGGAACUGGGGGAGGAGUUGGGUCUCAUCAGGCAGAGGCAUCUAGCUCAUGUCUCAGGCCACAGGUCCUACUAUCUGAGAGGAGCAGGGGCCAGACUACAGAUUGCACUCCAAAACUUCGCCCUUGACACACUGCAGCGUCGAGGCUUCAUUCCCAUGGUUGUACCUGACAUGCUCAGGGGGGCAGUAUUUGAGGGUUGUGGCAUGCAACCCAACGCUCAUCGCUCCCAGGUCUAUUCAAUGGAUCCGGCUCGUUUCCCAGACCUCAACCUGGCAGGGACCGGAGAGGUCGGAGCGGCAGGCUAUUUCAUGGAUCAUGCAGUAAACUGGAAGGACCUGCCUGUCAGGACGGUGUGCAGCAGCACGUGCUACAGGGCGGAGACGGACACGGGCAGAGAGACCUGGGGCCUCUACAGAGUUCAUCACUUCAACAAGGUGGAGAUGUUUGGAGUGACAGCAGAUGAGACAGGAGAGGAGAGCUCUCAGCUCCUGGAGGAGUUUGUCUCUUUGCAAAAAGAGAUGUUUUCUGCACUGGAGCUACACUACAGAGUGCUAGACAUGCCGACUCAGGAAUUGGGUCCUCCAGCGUACAGGAAGUAUGACAUUGAAGCCUGGAUGCCUGGGAGGAACAGUUAUGGAGAGAUUUCCAGUGGGUCCAACUGUACAGACUACCAGAGCAGACGCCUCAACAUCCUGUAUGAGAGAGAGGAUGGCAGCCUGCAGUACGCCCACACAGUGAAUGCUACAGCGUGUGCCAUCCCUCGUACUAUUAUCGCUAUCCUGGAGACUCACCAAACCAAAGAAGGAUCAGUGCGUGUACCCCGAGCCCUGCAGCCUUAUUUUGGUCUCGAAGUGAUUGAGAAACCAAAGUGCACCCCACUGAAAUACAUCGGACCCAACCAGCAGACCCGGCCACCCAGACCCGCACCCAAAACCAGAUGACACAAAUACAGAAGUAGUGCUCUGAUGCCAGCCAUCUUCCACAAAUAUACUUGAAGCAGCAGUCAACUCACAUUCAACACAUUCAAUUCAGAAAGAGAGCAGAUAUUUAAUGCAAAAGAUGAUUCAUCCACAAUAAUUUCUACAUGUUGUAUGCCUGUUUAAAAGCUGUACAUCUCCAUUAUGUUUUAACUAAAUGAAUUAGAGUAUGAUUUUUUGAGUUGAGUGGGAAUUGAGUGCAUCCCUGUUCUGAGCUCCAUCCAGAAGUUUACUCUCAAUGUAAAUAUAUUUAUGUCUCAUCUUUGGUGGAAUGAUAUGAGAAGUGUGAAUGUAAGCUUGAUUAUGUGUUUUCCAGAUGUUGAGGAGAGCCAUCA
Scomber japonicus (chub mackerel) is the source of this 2007-nucleotide messenger RNA. RefSeq names its product seryl-tRNA synthetase 2, mitochondrial (gene sars2). The transcript is spliced from 16 exons. Gene Ontology annotation, biological process: mitochondrial seryl-tRNA aminoacylation. The coding region runs from base 5 to 1636 and encodes 543 amino acids. NCBI's taxonomy places the organism in Eukaryota, Metazoa, Chordata, Actinopteri, Scombriformes, Scombridae. The record is from RefSeq and is a predicted model, not a curated record. Gene Ontology annotation, cellular component: mitochondrion. Gene Ontology annotation, molecular function: tRNA binding; serine-tRNA ligase activity; ATP binding.